Molecule: messenger RNA, 1314 nt
Organism: Spizellomyces punctatus DAOM BR117
Lineage: Eukaryota; Fungi; Chytridiomycota; Chytridiomycetes; Spizellomycetales; Spizellomycetaceae
Exons: 9
Coding region: 1-1218 (405 amino acids)
Biological process (GO): RNA (guanine-N7)-methylation
Cellular component (GO): tRNA methyltransferase complex; cytosol; nucleus
Molecular function (GO): protein binding; tRNA (guanine(46)-N7)-methyltransferase activity
Source: RefSeq, a predicted model, not a curated record
AUGCGUGUUGACGACACAUUCGAAGCGAUUCAAAUGCACAUUGGGUCUCUUUCUCGGCAGCUUUUUGAAGGGUUGGUGAUCUUUCAAUUUCAAUUGCCAUUGCAAGCCGUCCAAACUGCCGAUAUGCCUCACCGUCUGCCGGUUCACAAGCUUCUACACCUUCCCAACGAAAACGAUGCAAUCCUUUUGGUCUAUGGUUCAUAUUUUUCCAUAGUUUCGUCAAGUACGGGACAACUUCUCUUUUCUCCAAACGAACCUACGAACGGAAACAUUCGCGCCCUAGCAUAUCACCCUGAAACCCGACACUUGGCAGUAGCAACUGAGACAAAAGAGUUGGACGUCUGGGAUAUUGGAACGUAUCAAAAAGUUAGCUCGAGAACGACCAUCAAACGGGCGAACUGCCUGGAAUUUUCGAGGGACGGUGAACGGGUGUUAUGUGGGGACAAGUUUGGGGACGUUUACAGUUUCAAAUCAUCUGAUGCGACAGAUAAAGAAUCGCUCAUGCUGGGGCAUGUGUCAAUGCUCACUGCGAUGGCAAUAACGCCGGACGGCAAGCAUAUUAUCACGGCGGAUCGAGACGAGAAAAUACGUGUCUCACGGUACCCACUGUCUUUCGACAUUGUACAAUUCUGUUUGGGACACAAAGAAUUUGUAUCCGCGAUCCAUGUUUUGCCUUUCGCUUCUGAAAUCCUGGUUUCUGGAGGAGGCGACCCCUUCCUGUGUGUAUGGGACUACAUGAACGGUAAACUGCUGCAACAGAUACCAAUAGGAGAGGAGGGAUCUGUGGUGAUAGCUAUCAAAAGUUGCAAAAGUACAAGGAUGUUGGGUGUCCUUCUUGAAGGGCGAUCCGAAGUGUUAUUGUUUAACGCCCAAAAUCCCACCAAUAUCCUUCUGGCCCAGAAGCUCGACAUUGGAAGACCUGCCCUUGAUAUUGCGUUUGAUUCUGCUGGAAACUUGUGGAUUGCGCACGAGCCGACAGAGAACGGCGAUUUGCUUUCUCUCUCAAGGGUGAUUGGAGAAACAUUUCAGUUAAAUAUGGGGGAUACGUUGGUUCAAGCCUUCAAUGAAAAGGGUACUCCGUCAGUGGAAACCUUACCCGAGUACCACGCAACAAGCAAACUUCGUAAAAGUGGACAAGCUCCACCGCCGCGAAUAGAUAAGCGGAAGGGGGGCAAUAACGCGGGAAGCGGGGCAGAGCAAAAAAAAAUAAAAGUGUAGCUCAUUCCGUAUUAUAUAGUAUUAUUCUAGACGAAUGAGAACCUUUUUUGAGAUUUGAAGAUGAGUCAAGUAUGCCCAGAUGAUACUCCACUAAGA